ACCACCUGCCAGAAAAGAGAGAUGAGCUUCUGAGCCCUCAGUUCCCUAUGCACAGUCUGGCCUGGGAGGCUGGCAAUAAGAGCCUAGCCAGGAGGCUCCAGCAGGAGGCGCCCUCCCCCUCCAUCCCCCCACACCAAACUGGGAAGCCUGGGCCUGGGCUGGCCAUCCCAGGGUCACUGGACUAGGAUGGGGGAUGGGCCUGUGACAGGAGGUACCCUGGGUGUCCUCUUCCGGCCCCAUGGAGUCCUCUCCCAUCCCCCAGUCAUCAGGGAACUCUUCCACUCUGGGGAAGGCCCCUCAAACGCCAGGUCCCUCUACUGCCAGUGGGGUCCCAGAGGUGGGGCUGCGGGAUGUGGCCUCAGAGUCCGUGGCCCUCUUCUUCAUGCUCCUGCUGGACUUGAUCGCUGUGGCUGGCAACGCCGCUGUGAUGGCCGUUAUUGCCAAGACUCCGGCCCUCCGAAAAUUCGUCUUCGUCUUCCACCUGUGCCUGGUGGACCUGUUGGCCGCCCUGACCCUCAUGCCCCUGGCCAUGCUCUCCAGCUCUGCCCUCUUUGACCAUGACCUCUUUGGGGAGGUCGCCUGCCGCCUCUACUUGUUCCUGAGCAUAUGCUUCGUUAGCCUGGCCAUUCUCUCGGUGUCGGCCAUCAACGUGGAGCGCUACUACUACGUCGUCCACCCCAUGCGCUACGAGGUGCGCAUGACGCUGGGGCUGGUGGCCUCUGUGCUGGUGGGUGUGUGGGUGAAAGCCUUGGCCAUGGCUUCUGUGCCAGUGUUGGGAAGGGUCUCCCGGGAGGAGGGAGCUCCCAGCAUCCCCCCAGGCUGCUCACUCCAAUGGAGCCGCAGUGCCUACUGCCAGCUUUUCGUGGUGGUCUUUGCUGUCCUUUACUUCCUGUUGCCUCUGCUCCUCAUCCUUGUGGUUUACUGUAGCAUGUUCCGAGUAGCCCGAGUGGCUGCCAUGCAGCACGGACCGCUGCCCACGUGGAUGGAGACGCCCCGGCAACGCUCCGAGUCUCUCAGCAGCCGCUCCACUAUGGUCACCAGCUCGGGGGCCCCCCAGACCACCCCGCACCGGACGUUCGGGGGAGGGAAGGCUGCGGUGGUCCUCCUGGCUGUGGGGGGGCAGUUCCUGCUCUGUUGGUUGCCCUACUUUUCUUUCCACCUCUACGUGGCCCUCAGUGCUCAGCCCAUUUCGACUGGGCAGGUGGAGAAUGUGGUGACCUGGAUCGGCUACUUCUGCUUCACUUCCAACCCCUUCUUUUAUGGAUGUCUCAACCGGCAGAUCCGGGGGGAGCUCAGCAAGCAGUUUGUCUGCUUCUUCAAGGCGGCUCCGGAGGAGGAGCUGAGGCUACCCAGCCGCGAGGGCUCCAUUGAGGAGAACUUUCUGCAGUUCCUUCAGGGUACUGGCUGUCCCACGGAGUCCUGGGUUUCCCGACCCGUACCCAGCCCCAAGCAGGAGCCACCUGCUGUUGACUUUCGAAUUCCAGGCCAGAUAGCUGAGGAGACCUCGGAGUUUUUGGAGCAGCAACUCACCAGCGACAUCAUCAUGUCGGACAGCUACCUCCGGCCGGCCCCCUCGCCUCGACUCGAAUCCUGAUGGGCUUCUGGACACUUGGAGGGAGAUGGGGCUGGGGCUGCUUAUGACUGAAGGAACAUCUUGCGGGAUCACCUUUUCCCGGCUAGCAG
Messenger RNA from Hyaena hyaena (striped hyena), 1683 nucleotides. It is a transcript of the gene GPR61, whose product is annotated as G protein-coupled receptor 61. The transcript has a single exon. Gene Ontology annotation, cellular component: signaling receptor complex; plasma membrane; endosome. The coding region runs from base 239 to 1594 and encodes 451 amino acids. The record is from RefSeq and is a predicted model, not a curated record. Gene Ontology annotation, biological process: G protein-coupled receptor signaling pathway. Gene Ontology annotation, molecular function: G protein-coupled receptor activity. Lineage: Eukaryota; Metazoa; Chordata; Mammalia; Carnivora; Hyaenidae.